This is a messenger RNA of Tachyglossus aculeatus (Australian echidna), 1232 nucleotides long. RefSeq names its product paired immunoglobulin-like type 2 receptor beta. Gene Ontology annotation, biological process: regulation of osteoclast development; regulation of actin cytoskeleton organization; regulation of bone resorption. The transcript has 4 exons. The record is from RefSeq and is a predicted model, not a curated record. The coding region runs from base 360 to 1232 and encodes 290 amino acids. Gene Ontology annotation, cellular component: plasma membrane. Lineage: Eukaryota; Metazoa; Chordata; Mammalia; Monotremata; Tachyglossidae.
GUGGAGGACCAGGACGAGGACGAGGAGGAGGCCGACGAUGAGGACGAGGAGGAGGAGGACUACGACGACGAAGAUUCAGGAGCUGUACAGUCUGGAACAAGUGAAGGGGAUGUAGAGGACUGGUUCAGCGGAAGUGGGUCCUGGCGGAGGCCCAGAACGUCCUGGUGAAGCAGUCUUUGGGGAUCGUCACCUCCGAGGGCGACUCCGAGAUCCUGCACUGUUCCAUCUCCGCUCAGAAAGGGGGGCCCCCUCUGCGGAUCCUGGGGUUCUCCUGGUGGCGGGGGACUCCUGAGACCCGAUGGUCCAUCUUCAACUCCAGAACCAACUUCACCCACUCGGAUUACCGGGGCCGGGUCUCCAUGGAGCAGGACCUCCAGCGGGGGUUCAGUUCCUUCAACAUCCAACGCCUGCGGAAGAGCGACGAGGACGUGUUCUUUUGCAGUGUCGACGUUGUGACCGAGGGCAAAGAGGUCACCUACUGGAGCCAGGAAGGGGCCAACAUCACUUUCGCGGAAGACACCCCGAGAUUCCUGAUCGUGCAACCGGAGGCCCUGUCGGCCCCCGAGGGAGGCUCCGUCAUCAUCUCCUGCCUCUUCGUCCCCCCGCCGGGCCUUGGGCCCCUGAGCAACGUGAGGGUCUACUGGAGGCGGGACCACUUCAACGGCCUAGUCAUCUUCCAGGCCUUCCCGCCCGCCACCCCGGAUCCGGACUACGAGGGCCGAGUGACCCUGGUGGGGAACCUGGAGGCCGGGAACGCGUCCAUCCGGAUCUCCGGCCUGCGGCCCCUGGACCAAACCACCUACUUCUGUUACAUCUCCGGCCGCCUCGCCCACGGGCGGGAGGUCCAGCGGCAGAGCUCCGUGGGAACCCCCCUCACCGUGACAGCGAGGUCGACCGGCCAGUUGAUCACCCAGCCCGGGCACCGGCAGGCCCUCAACCUGCUCAAUGGCAGCCGUCUCCCGGAGGAGGCCGGCGACUCCGGAGGAUCCGGCCUCAGAGCCCUGUUUUUCUCGCCCUUGGACCUGGCCCUGCUCCUCGCUCUCUCCCUGACCCUGAAAAUCGGCACCUGUGUAGCCGUGUUCCUGAAACUCCAGGGCGGGGAGAGGGGCGGCCCCGGAGGGGUCUCCGGCCCCCCGGACCCCCUUCCCGCCGCCAGGCAGGAGCCACAAGCCCCCCGGCCCCCCGGCCCCGACCAGGCCGAGCCCAGCGAGGGACCCCAAGAAGUCCAGUAA